Molecule: messenger RNA, 1182 nt
Organism: Setaria italica (foxtail millet)
Lineage: Eukaryota; Viridiplantae; Streptophyta; Magnoliopsida; Poales; Poaceae
Product: antimicrobial peptides
Exons: 2
Coding region: 1-1182 (393 amino acids)
Biological process (GO): defense response to fungus
Source: RefSeq, a predicted model, not a curated record
AUGGGGAAGUGUAGUGGGGGCGGCGCGUGGUGGGCGUUCCUCCUCCUCGCCGGGGUCCUGCUAGCCGCGGCGGCGACGGCCGGCGCCGCGGAGGAGGUAGCCGACCGGGACCCCAAGGGGGACCUGCAGUGGUGCAGGAUGGGGUGCCAGUGGCAGUACGGCAAGGACCAGGGCCGGCGGAGCGAGUGUGAGCGCGAGUGCCGCCAGCGGCACCGCGGCCAGGACGGCGAGAUGCAGGAGGAGGCGGCAGCGGACGUCGACGUGCUCCGCUCCGGGAGGGGCGAGUGCCGGUGGAGGUGCGUGCGCCGCUACCAGGACCAGCCGUGGCGGUUGCAGGAGUGCAUGACCCGGUGCCGCCGCCGCGAGCAGCAGGGCGACGGCGUCGAGGAGGAGGAGGGCGAGAGCGUCGGCGCGUACAACUGCAAGAAGUGUCGGGAGCGGUGCGAGCGCCGCCCCGCCGGGGACUGGCAGGAGAAGCAGCGCUGCCUCAUGGAGUGCCGCUGCCGUGACGGCCCCAUCGCCGACGAGGAGGAGGACAACGACCGCUGCAGGCAGCGGUGCCAGCACCACCACGACCACGACAGGAAGCAGCAGUGCGUGCGCGAGUGCCGUCGCCACCACCAGGGCGGCCGCGGCGACGCCGACGAGGACAACAACUACUGCUCCGACCGCUGCCAGCAGAGCUGCCAGCGCCACGGCGACCGUGAGACGCAGCGCCAGUGCGUGAGCUGGUGUGAGCGCCAGGAGGGCUGCCGCCGCCGCGACGGCCCCAUCGCCGACGACGAGGAGGACAACGACCGCUGCAGGCAGCGGUGCCAGCACCACCGCGACUACGACAGGAAGCAGCAGUGCGUGCGCGAGUGCCGUCGCCACCACCAGGGCGGCCGCGGCGACGCCGACGAGGACAACAACUACUGCUCCGACCGCUGCCAGCAGAGCUGCCAGCGCCACGGCGACCGCAAGGCGCAGCGCCGGUGCGUGAGCUGGUGUGAGCGCCAGGAGGGCUGCCGCCGCGGCGACGGCCCCAUCGCCGACGACGAGGAGGACAACGACCGCUGCAGGCAGCGGUGCCAGCACCACCGCGACUACUCCAGGAGGCAGCAGUGCGUGAGCGAGUGCCGCCGCCAACACGGCGGCGGCUGGGAGGCGGCGGUGGCCGGCGCCGUCCUCCAGGUGGUGUGA